CACUAAGAAGAGAUAUAAAUAACAGCUCGCCUAGUGAUAUCACCAUGACCCAAAAGCCCAUCAUCGCUGUGGCAGGCGCUGGAGAUCUUGCCAAAUAUUUUCUUGAAGAAGCAUGGACCGAUGGGACGUUUGAUGUCGUUGUGUGCACUCGACAGGUUUGGCGAAGAUAUUCCAGUCUAGACGAGAAACGAGAAACGAUGGCUAACCAGAAAUAGAAACGGGACUGGUUCGACAGACACAAUGUCCGGGUUGCCAUCACCGACUACUCUACCGAGUCAAUGACGGAAAUCCUCGAUUCGACUGGCGCCAUCGCCCUCUACGUCUUCUACAUAACGUUCGACUAUCCCAUGUUCGUUAAGGUCCACAACGACCUGUUAGACGCCUGUAUUCGUUCCAAGUCGUGCAAGCGCUUUGUGCCCUCUGAAUGGGCCGGCAACGCCCGUGACUUUCCCAGGGCACUGAGAUUCUAUACGCAGACUCGCCUUCCCAUCCGUGAGAGGCUUAACGCCCAGACUGACAUCGAAUGGACUAUUUUAUGCCUAGGAAUGUUUAUGGACUACGUGGUCCCGCUCGGCAAGACCUAUCUCAAGGACUACGGCGAGAUGGUCCCAUGGAAUCGCCAGAAAUGGGAGGCCGCGCUGGCAGGAACAGGAAACGAGCCGGUGGGAUUCACUUCUGCCCGCGAUGUGAUGAAGGCGGCAGUUAGGAUUGCCAAGCUGCCGAAAUGGGAAAACUACUUCUUUAUUGUGGGAGAAAACAGCACCCUAAACAAAAUCACCGAGAAGAUGGAAUCUUUUUACGGUCGCAAAUUCAACGCCAUAUGCUAUAAGACUCCCGAGGCAACAGAAAAAGCAAUGAAAGACCACGCAGGUGACGCUGAGAAGUUAAGUAUCUUGGAUGUUGACGAGUGGCUCUACUGCGGUGCUACACAUAUCCCUGAACCUGAUGCCCAAUCGCAUAAGGAGAGGUAUUUUCAGGAUAUCACGUUUCGGAAGGUAGAUGAGUUGCUUGCGGACUCGCAGCGGAUGGAUAAGGUCUAGAACCACAAGCAGCGAAUAAUCACAUGGGCUGAGUUAAGGGCGAAUCUCGAGUACAAUAGUCUAGUGGAUUAAAGAGAGCAGUUCUAACAAUGUGGCUUAUAGUAGUGAUCUCGGGGGCUUAGGGUCUCGCUCUGAUUGAUCAGGUACUAUGGAGUCGUAAAAGAAGUG
This is a messenger RNA of Ilyonectria robusta, 1208 nucleotides long. RefSeq lists its product as uncharacterized. The transcript has 5 exons. Bases 279 to 1040 code for a protein of 253 amino acids. The record is from RefSeq and is a predicted model, not a curated record. NCBI's taxonomy places the organism in Eukaryota, Fungi, Ascomycota, Sordariomycetes, Hypocreales, Nectriaceae.